AUGGUGCCGCGGGAGAAGGAGGGUGGCGCCUUCGUGUACUUUCGAGCACCGCCCACCUUUGUGCUCCAGGCGUUUCGACCCGCCGUCCUGCGGCGCCCGUGCGAGGUGACGAAGAUGCGCUUCGUGCCCACGGACGACAUCUUGCUGAAGGUCUCGGAGGGCAUCUGCCAAUACUUCAGGACACAUGAUGUCCGCGCCUUCCUCUGCCCUCAUCCAGUGCGUGCGCACCGAGUGAAAGGAACGCCCUACUUAGAGGACUUUGCGAGCCGGUAUCCCUCCUCGCAGCUGCAGAUUCGCUUCGACCCCACGGGACAGGUCAAAGAGGAGCAGCUCUAUGAGAUUCUCAGGCGUUAUGGACAGCUGGAAGACCUCCAGGCCACGGAGCAGGGCUACUUGGCCUCCUUUCGCUACACCGCCGGCGCGGUGGCGGCGCGGAACUGCCUCCACCGGGCGCUGGUGGAGGCCGAUGGGGCCAAGAACGCCGACGGACCGCGGUUCCAGAUCGACUACAAGCAGUUCAUGCAGAAGUGGAUUUGGGAGACGAUCACCUCCAACGCGCGGCUCAUCUUCCCGAUCUUCGUGGUGCUCAUGUUUGGCACGACGUACUUCAUCUGGGAUCCCAUGCGCAGCGCCUUCGUCCACCUGAAGAUCGCCUCGAUCUUCUCCUCGCCGCCGCCGUCGUCGAAGGCGUCGAACACGGCGGCGCCGUCGUCUGUGGCGAAUGGAUCUGCGGAGGUGUCCACAGGCUACCAGGGCCUCCAGGGCUUCCUGCUGCGUUUUGUCUCUGAAGCUCGCGCGAGCCUGCGGCCCAAGACCAGCGCCCGAGGCACCAAUAUCGACGUCCGGCGAGCGGGGAAGGAGGCUGCGGGUUGGGCGAGGCCGCGGGCAUGGCUGAUUUGCCUCCCACCCAAAAAGCGCACCAUGGGGCCGAAGCACGGGGAGAAGGAUCAGACGAACCCGAACCCAUCUUCGAACCGGAUCAGAGACCUCUUCAACGACUUCUGGGCCGAACGGCAGGCGGAGAUUGCUGAACUAAAGGACUGGGUGGAUCAGCCGCCUGAGCGGGUCUUGUUGCUCACGGGGCACCGGGGCAAUGGCCUGCACGAGAUGAUGAAGAAGCUCAUAGGAGCCCGGGAAGGAGGACGGACGCUUGAGAUCAACGUCCGAGACAUGCUCGAGGCGGGCAAGGGAGGCAGCUGUGUUGGUCUAGUCCAAACCUCUCCUGCGAAGUGGACGAAGUGGAAGCACAUGGAGAUUCUAGAGCAUAACCCUUCAGAAACCUUGUGA
Messenger RNA from Durusdinium trenchii, 1287 nucleotides. NCBI's taxonomy places the organism in Eukaryota, Dinophyceae, Suessiales, Symbiodiniaceae. The record is from the annotation of a GenBank genome assembly.